GUACAUUUUGGCGCACACACCCCAAAGCGCUACAUUCCGCAAUCUGGUAGCUCAUUCUUUUAGGCCUGUUAUUUUCACAAGUGAUUCUAUCUGCUUUUAAUCCCUACUUUAUCUGCUUGGACAUAGGAAUUAGUCAUUUGUGAUAUUUGGUGGGAUUGGGUAAUUGUUGAAAAAUAGUUGGCAAUGUGCUGUUUAAUCAUUUUCAGAUCACGGUUACUAAAUGGCGUGAAAAGAACUAUGGACGCCAUUGUUGUUUUGUGUCAUUUCUGUGAACAACAUGGUCCAUCAGUAAUAAUGUGUACCCAGUCAUUUAAACAAUCACAAUCAAAUUUAUCUGUAAAUAAUGUACCCGAUGUUACUACUGCCAACGCUAAUAAUAGUAACAAAGAUGUAAACACAUAUCAAAGAAAAUUAUCUAAUCAUGCUCUACAAAGUAGCGAUGAUGCAAUUUUUACUGGGAUAGAUGUUUCGCCUAUCCCUUUACCAUCUUCAUCAUCGAGAUUCUCAGUGAUGUCAUCAAACAUUACUCAACAGCAACAACAAUCACAUCCAGCUUGUAAAGCAUGCUCAUCUAUCUUGUUACGUGAUGAACUAGGAAUAAUUAGCUAUGAUUAUUCUGCCAAUCUUUCAUAUAUUUCUACGCAGUUUCCAAAAGACACGGAUUUAAGUACACAUGUUCGAAAUGCAUGCUUGCGAAGUCUUUCUAGUGAGGUUUGUCCAGGUCAAGUCGGUGCAUUUUACUUUGGUGAUGAAAUAAAUGGUCAUGUUUUAAGUUAUAAUUUCCCUUUGAAUGAUUCACGUGCGCGUGGUAAUCAAAGUCGUUUCAGUAUUUUGGUGUUAUCAUGGGAUAAGAUAUACCUACUAAAUAUAUGGUCAUUUUUGAUAUCGAAUAUAUCACGUAUGGUUUCUCGUCUACGUCUAGCAGCCAAUCGUGUAUACAGUGAUGAGACUUCAGAUAAUACAACUGCUGCUGUUGUCAAUACAAUGACUCAUUCAAAUCCACAGAAGCCGAUAGCUCCAUUGAGAAGAUGUGCUACACCUCCAGCUUCGUUAGCUCCUAAUCUUUACAAACAGGCUAUUGCAGCAGGUAAUGCUGUUACGGCAGGAUAUGGUUUAUACAGUAAUGCAACAUUAGGAAGAGAAACAAAACAGAAAAGAGCUACCGACUCAGAUAUGCGUUCACUGGCUGAUUUAACAAAAGAUGAUCAAAUAUUCUAUCGUCUACAUGCUUGGUUCACAUGGUUACUUCGUGCCGGUGGUCGUCGAUGGAGUAUAGUUCCUCCUGCUAUUGCGCCUCCAGUUGAUGAAGAUUCAAUUGUAUCUCAGGAAGAAUAUGAAGCUUAUAUUUCAGCUGGUCUUGAAUGUUUAACAACAUCUAGUUCAAGAAAUGCUGCUGCCGCUGCCAAUGCUAACACUUUUAAUUUGCCUGGUCAUAAACUUGGUCAUAGUAUGAGUUGUAUUAGUCAGUCAAGUGGUUCUACAAUAUUAUCAAAAUCGAUAAAUCAUUCAACAACCAAUAGUACAAGAGAUUCGAUUGAAACAGAUAAUAACAAAAAAUUAUCGCUAUAUUUAAACAAUAUGUCAGUAGAAAUGGCGAAUUCCACGUCUUUCAUGAUCUUGUCCAGACUAUUUACUGUACUUGGUGUCAAUCCAUUUAGUCGAUUAGUUCAGCAUAUAGCUGUUGGAAAUCAGUUGGUUGUACAAUCAUUAACCGAAGAUAUACACUCUACACUGACAUUGUCUGCAUUAGCUAAACUAUUACCUAAAGGAUGUAUUAGACAGGUAAUAGCAAGUCAUGAAUAUGUGGCACCAUUUCGUUGUAAUCUUUUAAGUUUAACAAGUAAUUUAUUAAUGUUAGAAGAAGAUGUAAAUAUGGCUAAAGAUGUUCUUUAUUUAGCUGUUUAUCGUUGUGAAUGUAAAUCAUCAUCGUCGUCAUCAUCUUCAUUAAAUGAAACAACAAUAAUCUCUAAUGAAAGUAGUGAAGAAUCUUUUCUACAAUCAUAUGUCAAUUCUUUAAAUUUUAAAUUCUGUUCAACAAUUCCAUCAUUUGAUUCAGAAUUAAUUUUAUAUAAAAAAUCAUUACCUUGUCGUCAUUACUCGACUACUACUACUACUACCACUACUACUACUACUACUACUACUACUACUAAUAAUAAUAAUAAUAAUAAUAAUAAUAAUCAUCCAUUCAUUACUACAAUUCCUCGUCAAUUUCUAACUAAUAAUAAUGGACGUAUUACAAUAUCAAAUUAUGUACAACAAAUUAUUAAAUUAUUUUAUAUGAAUCCACCAUUAUCAAUGGAUGUUUAUACAAUUGCUUUAUCUACAAUACAACAUGAAUGGAUAAAUCGUGCACGUUUAUUAUAUUCAUUUAAACGUUGUCAAGGAUCAUCUUUGAGCGGUGAGGAAGCAACUCGUCGUUGGACUAAUGUACUCGCUUCAAUCAAUUGUCAAUCAGCGGAAAAUGCAGCUGUGGCAAGAUUUUGGCAAGGUGCUUUAAGUCAAUACUCUCGUAAUAAUAUAUGUCACUUACGUAAAUGUCCAACCGCUACCAAUUCAACGAAUACAUCAAGACGUGGUUCAUUUAGCUCGAGUAAUGCCGAUUUAAAUGCUGCUGUUUUAGCAGCUGCGACAAAUUAUCAAUCGGUUCCAUUAAAUGAUUAAUUAUCUGUAUUGCUUUCAUUUUUCUUUCAUUUUUUUCUUAUCUUUGUUCUUUUAUAUUUUGUAAAUUUUUGUUUACUUGUGUUUUUUUGUUUCUUUUGUUGUGAUUGUUAAUUCGUUUCAAUUUCUCUUCAAUAUCAUCAUUAUUCAAACGUGAAAUUGUAGGUCAGAUUCUCUUGUUCCUUUACAUCAUCACCAUCAUCAUCACAAUUAUUACUCUGUAAAUAAGUUAUCUAUCUAGUUUUCUUACUCCGGUAUAAUCCAUAAUAAUAAUAAUCAUGAUGAUGAUGAUGGUGCUGUUGCUUAUUCGCUUAAUGAGAUAAAAUGUUUAUUUACUGUUGGUUCACUAAACCAACUAAUUGUACCGGUGUAUAUACAUCUUUAUAUAUCACGCUUUACGAAGUGAAAAUAUCACUUUCUUACCAAUCUGUCAUUGUACUAGAAAUAUUCCCCAUAUAACUUACAUAUGAUCAAUCUGACUAAUAGUGAUCGCUUAUAUUUGUAUUAUCAAUAUUACUGUAUAUAAUUCACUAUGUUAUUGAUGGAUUAGCUGUGAUCAUCAUUUUGGUGAUCAUUAUAAAAAGCAAAUGUUAUACUUAAUCUUCUUUUAUUUGGCUUCAUAUAUAUAUAUAUAUGAGUUAUUAUUGAUUCAUGUAUUUUUGUUUGAUAACAACAACUUUACCAGUGUAUAUUUCAUUCUUCUAUAGGUACCAUGAUGAGAUAGAUGUGUGAUUUCAAUAUAUAAAACAUCAUCAUUUUUAUCUUAUUUUGAAGCCUUCAAAUAUAAUUUCAAGAUUAUGUGGUUUUGAUUGUCCGUCAAAUUUUAAUCAUUAUUACUAUAUGUACCUUAUUUUUCUGUUGAUAAACUUGGAACAUUUUAUUAAAUUGAAUGUUUGCCAUAUUUAUCACACUUACAUCUAGAUAAUUGCUACUCUAGUCUAGAUAUUAUGUUGUAUAACAACAGUAAAUUGAGAAAAGUAUGCAGUUGACAAGACUAGAA
Messenger RNA from Schistosoma mattheei, 3658 nucleotides. The record is from the annotation of a GenBank genome assembly. NCBI's taxonomy places the organism in Eukaryota, Metazoa, Platyhelminthes, Trematoda, Strigeidida, Schistosomatidae.